CAUAUAGCUAUUUGUCACACACAGUUUUCAACAUUGACAUCUUUUUGGAAAAUCAAACGACGAAGCUCGUAGUUAUCAUCAGCUUCAAAACAAAAGUGACGUUUACAAAAUCUUGUUGGUGUCUUUAAUUUUGCGAUAAUUUUGCCACGCACCAUGGGAGAUACUCAAACUCCUAAUGUUGAUUCAACAAAACCCGGUCCAGGGGAUGAAUGCCAACCAGAGGAGGACCGGCGGCUCUUUGGAGGCUUAGAAUUUCAAGUUUCUGAAGUAGUCGGACGAUUAGAAGCCGUAGUCAAUUCUCAGGAAUCCCAAGAAAGCAUGGAAGAGGAAGAAAAGAAGCCAGAACCGCGAAAAAUCAGCGGCAAUUACUUUGAACCAGAAGAAAUGGCAAUGGAUGAAAUUUUGAAGGUUUUAGAAGAUCUCGUAUUGAAGACUGAUCCUAGUUGUGAAAAUACCGAGCCACCGCUACUUCCGACGGAUGCUGUUACGCGUGCUGCUAUAUUGUCCCACAGUAUUUCGGCUCUUUUUGGUAGGCUUGAAAGAAAUCAUGCGGCAAGGCUUGGAGCUCAUAUAGCUAGUGAAACUACACUUUGGAUGUCGCAUAUGUUUAAACUCACAGACUAUAGUGCAUACUACCACCAAGAACACAUGGAAGGUUUAGUUAGAGUAACAAGAAUGUUGCUGCAUCACAGAUACCCACGUUACUUAGAGGAUGGGGCAUUGGCAUUUGCAAGCCGUCUACCGAGUAUAUACAGCUGUGUAGCAAGUCCAUUGGGGGUUGUCCAACAUUUGUGCAGACAGCUUGGGCUUCCACUUGCCUGUGUCAGACCAGUGCCUGUUGAUGCUACUGGCCGCGGAAUCGACAUAGAAGCACUGGACAGGCUUUGUGAAGAGGAUAUUAAUGGUAACCGAACCCCACUUUUAGUAUUAGGUGAGGUGGGUGGACCUCCAUUGGGCACUGGGUCGGCACUUCGACCCCUGGCUGAGAUCUGUAAGAAACGGAACCUUCACCUUCACGUCAGAGGACAUGCAUUGGCUUUACCCGCUGCUUUGAAUAGAGAUCAGACCUACAAUAUAGCCGAUUCUCUUACACUUACUCCCGGUUCUUGGUUCGGCGUUCCCGGAUUACCCACUGUCACAUUUUAUAGAAUACCAGAACCUAUUACAGCUAAUGACCACUUGAAGGGAGUGAAUGCGGCGGGUAGUCGCGAAGGGACAUUAGCGGUGUUAGCUGGCCUUUGUAGUGGGUCUGGUCGUCUCAGCGCACUUCCAUUGUGGACCUGCGCACGCGCAGCUGGUGCUAAACGGCUGUCAAGGAGACUCGAUGCGGCCUUUAGAUCUGCGAGGGCAGCACGCGCGCUGGUUGCAAGUGCCGAUUUAAGGGUUUUGAGUGAACGACCGGGCGGCGAUGAACCACCAAAUCUUGAUAUUGUUGAUGCCCUGAGCCAGGCAUCGGCCUGUGUGGCUUUUCAGUUCGCGCCUCCCGGAGUUGAAAGACCGCCGCCGUACUUCGACAAACUAAACUCUUGGCUGGGACAGGUGUUGCAGAGGGAAUCUGAUAUGAUUCACAUAGAAGUAUGCGAAACAGAAAGUUAUGGUGUGGUCCUGAGGUAUUGUCCCCUCGAAGGGUCCCUCCUGGAAGAGGAUUCAGUGGAAGCAUGGGCCUCUGUUCUAGAAGCUCAGCUGCAUGUCUUACACGCAACUGUGGCCUUGAGAGAACCGUUUCAGGAGAGAGUGGCUCAGCAUCCGGCGUUACGGCUGAUCCAUGUACCGGGAUGGGCUGGACUUGGUGGUGUCAGAUACGUUCCAGCGGGCUGGGAAGACGCACCCCCAGAAGAGAUAAACUCGUUAAAUAGAAAAUUAGUUCACACGUUGCGGGCAACAGAUGGCGCUUUUUCAUGUAGCGAAGGCGAGGAUGGUAUGUUUUGUGUAAGAUUCGGAAUGGUAACGGCAGAUACUGAUGUUGAAGAGUUGUUAGAAUUGGUGCUUUCAGCUGGUAAAGAGGUUGAGGAGAGUUCAAAGGUGCUUACAGAUAUGACUGAAGUAUUAAAAAAAGGUAUAGAGGCUGCUCAAGAAGAGUUGGAGCGGGAAGCCUCCCAAGAAGGGUUAUUACGUCGGGUUCCUGUUGUAGGAAGAGUGGUCUCGUGGUGGGCCCCCCCUCCCCCUGUUACCGGAAGACGGCUUCUCCUCACACACGGCGGCACACUGCAAUCUACUAGUGAUGUAUAUAGCUGCGUAAAGAGAGAUAAAGAUGAAGAACCUGCGCGUGCGCAUUCGCCAUCUCGCCGCGAAACGGUCGAGUAACAUCACACACGCCAAAAGCAAUUUACAUGUCGUAUUAUAAGGCACGUAUCUUGGCCAAAUUCUUCAAUAAAUCGUAGAUAACGAUAAACGACGACACUGGCCAACUCAUUUGUUGCACACUAUACCGUACAUACAGUCGACUUCAUACAUUGUCACACCAAAAAUUGCUAUACUGUGAUAUCAAUAUUUUUUUAAUUGGCUGUGCCGUUAUUUUUCGUCUUUGGUUUUUAAUCUGUAGUAAGAUAAGAUUUACACUGUAUAUGAGUUACGCACACAUAUGAAAUUUAAACGCUUGUACAUUUAAAUUUAGAAUGUAGUCUAUAUUCUAAAUUUGAACUUUUAAUUGCCAUAAACGUACUAUUAUUUACCUUAGCAAUACCAGAUAAAACCUUCAAAGGCUAUAAUGUUAUAAGUAUUUUGUCUCGUUCGUUUAAAUUCUAUUAACACUGAGAUGGAAAGAGACGGUGCUUGUGCUUUAUAAUUGUUUAUUUAUGGCUAUAUAGUACGUUUAUAUAUACAUAGUAUUUAUUGAUGUAAAAGUAGUUUUGUUUAUAUGCAGCCGACUGUAUACAACUAGUUUUUAUUAAGGUAAUGUAAUAUACCAUAUUUAUUAUAAAUCCAAAGUUUGAUAAGUUCUUAAGUCGAAGUUAAGGAUAAAAUUUAGAGUUGACACUACUAAGGGCCUGUUUCACAAUGUAUGGAUAAAGUGCCAAAUAGCUAUGCAACACAUAAAUUAAUCGAAAGAUAAAAGUUCCAAAUAAGAUACUUCGAAUUUCAUGACGUAUAGCGCUAUCUGACAGUCGUGAAACGUAAAAAUACUAUUUAUCAGACCAAUAAGUAACCAAUAGCUUAUUUGGAACUUAUCCGGACAUUGUGAAACAGGCCCUUAGUAUGUUAUUUUUGGUACUAACCAAAGGUGAUUUUAAAAUGGUUGUCAAUUUGAGCCUCUGGGCCGUUGUCUAGAUCGUCUAUCAAACUUAAAUCUAGUUUCUGGAGCUAAUUUUUUUUUCUGUAUAAAGACAAGAUUGUGACUUAUACUCUGAUUUUUAAUUCCGUAGAAUUCUGACAAGUAUAAUUUUUUGACAUGUCAGAGAUUACAAACCUUUUUGUCCGGGCACAUUUUAAAAUUCCAAUACGACUAAACAUCAGUCUAUGCAUACAUUUUAUUUUUCAGUGAAUGUAUCCAUUUUAUUAAGUGCGGUGCUCCACAUCAAAAGUAGUUUAACGGCGAGUGAUAAUUAAGUACAUUUUCAUCACAAACAGUAAAAACCACACAAGUAUAUAUAUAAUUUUUUUUAAGUUUACUAAAUCAGGAAUUAAUAGGCAGUGAUGCCAGCCAAAGACUUUUCGCUUUAUCUGUAAAUCCACGUUGCUCAAUGCACACUUAUGAAUGUCCGAAAUGCUUCUAAAUUUACAUUUACUGCUGAGAGAUUUCAGGUCCACUUCUUCUAAAAUUUGUUAAUUUUCAGCUUAAUUUUACUUCCGCAUUGUGGACACACAAUUUUGUUUUAUGACCUUUAUUUGUCAAAUUAUGAGCUUAUAAAGAAUGUUCGAUUUAAAAAAAAAAUAGUUUUACAAAACGGUUACAUAGAAACAUAACAUACAUAUACAAAACCGGAUCUAAACUUUUCAAAUCAGAGUUUUAGUAACUUCAAUAUAUAUAUUUUUAUAAAUAUAGCGUGACCAGAAGAUUUAAAAUGGGAUCUGUAAUAGGCAAUAAAUAAAUUAAUAAACAUACACUUCACGUGAAAUACCCAUCAAAUCAAGGGCUUAGAUCGGACAAGAUGAACUGGUAAUACACAAAGUAGUACACCCUUUUUGCUAAGGUGUUUUACAAAAUAUUUGAAAGCUCCAUCCUGCAAAAGAUCAUCUUACGCGAGAAAUUUGUGUACAAACAUACAAACGUAUUUG
Pieris rapae (cabbage white) is the source of this 4215-nucleotide messenger RNA. RefSeq names its product pyridoxal-dependent decarboxylase domain-containing protein 1. The transcript has 15 exons. NCBI's taxonomy places the organism in Eukaryota, Metazoa, Arthropoda, Insecta, Lepidoptera, Pieridae. Gene Ontology annotation, cellular component: intracellular membrane-bounded organelle. The record is from RefSeq and is a predicted model, not a curated record. Bases 154 to 2304 code for a protein of 716 amino acids.